Megalops cyprinoides (Indo-Pacific tarpon) is the source of this 3789-nucleotide messenger RNA. It is a transcript of the gene myocd, whose product is annotated as myocardin. NCBI's taxonomy places the organism in Eukaryota, Metazoa, Chordata, Actinopteri, Elopiformes, Megalopidae. The coding region runs from base 350 to 3484 and encodes 1044 amino acids. Gene Ontology annotation, biological process: smooth muscle cell differentiation; cardiac muscle cell differentiation. The record is from RefSeq and is a predicted model, not a curated record. The transcript is spliced from 17 exons.
AUGAGGCAGCCUGUUAAAUUCAUAGCCUUCUACGCUUCAUCCCCACCAGCUUCAGUAAAUUUCAUCAGAGAGAAAAAAAACACCCUACGCCACAGCUACUUACACAGCCCAUUUUCGGCUUCCUUGAUGAUGGAACAUGUCUUCUUGGCCUAGCUUUAUCUGAAGAUUGUCUAUAAAGAGGACAGUGAAGGUGAUAACUGCCAAAAUAAUCUAUGCUAAACACCAAACUGUGGUGUGUGUCUUCUGGAGUGGAGGACGAGAUGUGAAGCUCCCUGAGGAAUCAUCUGUGGACAGCAGGACUGACUGUGGCAGACCUGUGUGAGAGGUGAUCUGGAACGCGGUCAGGGCAAUGAAUGGAGUCGUGGCCGCCGAGCCACCGGCGCAGGAUGAGAACACCGGGCAGGGUCCUGCCCACAGCCGUGCCAAGGCAGAGCGGGUCUCUGACAACAUGAAGGAGCUGAGCCUACAGGCCAGCACCCAGCUGCCCCCACUGACUGAGCGGAAGAAUGUCCUGCAGUUAAGACUCCAGCAGAGGAGGACACGGGAGCAGCUUGCAGACCAGGGCAUCAUGCCUCCACUGAAGAGUCCAGCUGCAUUCCAUGAACAGAGAAAAAGUCUUGAGAGAUCCAAGACUGGGGAUUACUUAAAACACAAAAUUAGAAGCAGACCGGAGAAGUCCGAACUAGUCAACAUGCAGAUAUUACAAGACUCAGCCGCGGAAGGGUCCAUACAGGCCACACAGAUGAAACUAAAGCGAGCCAGGCUUGCCGACGAUCUUAAUGAGAAAAUUGCUCUAAGACCAGGCCCAUUGGAGCUGGUAGAAAAGAAUAUCAUUCCUGUUGAUUCAGCUGUCAAAGAAGCUGCAAUGAAAGCGAACCAAGCCAAGUUCCCUAAGCAAGAGGAUUCAUACGCAUUUGAGGAAGACAGCAGCAGUGACAGCCUGUCCCCUGAGCAGCCCCACAGUAAUGAGUCUCAGGGGUCAAUGUGCUCCUCAUCAGAGACCAAGAGCAGUGACUCGUCCUCCCCUGCCCUAACCACCUCCCGACAGGGAUUUCAAAGCAGGGAGGUAAAUAGACAUAUUGCCUCUCCUAAUAACCAAGUAAGCCAAGAGGAAAGCCAAUCUGUGAUGAGCAACAACCAACUAACUCCACCCAUCCCUGUUCCAGCAAUUGUAAAGUCAAAAUCAUCUGACAAAAGCCGUCACAAAAAACUGAAAGACACAAAGCCAAAGGUGAAGAAGCUGAAGUAUCAUCAGUACAUUCCGCCGGACCAGAAGGCAGAGAAGUCCCCUCCCCCGAUGGACUCGGCCUACGCCAGGCUCCUGCAGCAGCAGCAGCUGUUCCUGCAGCUGCAGAUCCUCAGCCAGCAGAAGCACCAACAGCACUCCCAGCAGCGCCAGCAGAACUUCAGCUUCCAGCCCUUGCACUCACUACCUGUCAAGCAAUCCAAUGAACAACUUGCAAGAAAUUCAAGUGCUCCCACAAGCACUGUGACUAGUACUUCCUCAUCUCCUGUGAAGACAAGCUUUUCUGGACAGGCCUGCGUUUCACCAAUAAAGCCAGGACCUUUACCCUCCAAUCUGGAUGACCUUAAAGUGUCUGAGCUGCGACAGCAGCUGAGGAUACGAGGCCUUCCUGUGUCUGGCACCAAAACAGCCCUCAUAGAGAGGCUGAAGCCCUUCAAGGACCCCAACGCCAGCCCGCCAUCCAACUCCAGUGACAUCACAACCGUCACAUUUCCGGUGACCCCUACUGGUUCUUUGUCAUCCUACCAGUCCCCGGGCUCCUCCACUGCCAGCGGCUUCUAUCCGUUUUGCAGCACCAGCACAACCCCGCCCAUCUCGCCAGCCUCCUCUGAUCUCUCGGUCAGCGGCUCCUUGCCAGACAGCUUCAGCGACGUGACCAUGUCCUCCCCCCAGUUCGGCCUGCAGCCCUCCCCGGCCCAUCUGAGCGCCGAUGAGGGGCUGGCAGCCAGCCUGAAUGGGGGCUGCCUGCAGGCGGAAGCGGAGGGCCUGGAUGCGGAGAAGGACAAGAUGCUGGUGGAGAAGCAGAAGGUGAUCGAGGAGCUGACCUGGAAGCUGCACCAGGAGCAGCGGCAGGUUGAGGAGCUCAAAAUGCAGCUGCACAAGAGGAAGCGCAACCACAACCAGCAGGACCUGCAGGCCUCACCCCAACACCAGCACCACCUGCAGCCUCCACCCCAACAGCAGCACUUCUUCGGCGUGUCCAUCAAACAAGAGCAUGUGGCCUCCAGCUGUCCUCUCGCCUCCAAGCAACUGAAAAGCCCUUCCAGCAGCUGCAUGGAGAGCCUGGGCCACUGUGGCCCACCCUCCAUGUCCAGCCUGGUCGGCCCCCGCUGCCUGGACACCUCAGCCAGCGGCAGCCCCUCCACCCUGUCUGCCUUCCUUAGCCCCCAGUGCUCUCCUCAACACUCCCCCAUUUCAAAGACAGCUGGUAGUCCACAACACAACAGCCUGUCCUCCUCCCCCAGCAACCCCUACCUGCUACCUGUGUCUGCCACUACACUGUCCGGGGAGAACCGUAGCCGGUCUCCACAGCAGACCAGCAGCAGGCCUCGAAAUGUGCAGACCCAGCAGAAGAACGUUGGCCAGCCCAUGAACUGCUCCUACUCACCCGACCAAAGGAGCCUACAGCAACUGUUCCCCAGCUCUACCAACAACGGUUUUAACCACAGGAAUCAAUCCAAAGCCAAGAAUCCAAGUAUGCAACAAAAGAUGGCAAUAUUACACUCUCCCAGGCACGUGGGUCAAAAGUUUUCCAUCUCCUCUGCUACCUGCUGUAGCUCAGAUUCUGCUGCAUCAAAGAUAAAAGGGCCCCCCUGCUAUGAAGAUGCAGUAAAGCAGCAACUGACCAGGAGCCAGCAAAUGGAUGAACUUCUUGAUGUACUAAUUGAAAGUGGAGAAAUGCCAGCUAACGCCAAAGAAGACAGGCCCUGUGUAACCAAAGUUGUGCCUCACAUUACAGUUUCUUCAGGGAGCUCCAGCAUACCAGUCCCCAAAUUCCACAGGCACUAUGAGCACUUGUCCCCGUCCCAGCUCUCCUUCGAACACGGCGCCAGCAAUGGGGACAGCCACCUGGAGGCCUUGCUGAGCAGCUCCAUGGGCAGAGCGGGCGAGAUUGUGCUCCUCAAGAUGGGUGCCGAGGAAGGCCGUCUGGAGGAUGCAGGGGAGGGUUUCGCGGCCACCCGCCAGGACAAGGUGCUCAGCAACCGUGACAUGAUGGACACGCCGCUGUCCCCCAUGGAUGCCAGGGUCUCUCCUGCCACGGAGAGCCAGGGGCUCAACAUGACUUUCACCGAAUCUCCGUGGGAGACCAUGGAGUGGCUGGAUCUCACGCCACCAAGCUCUGCCACGGGCUUCAACUCCAUCCCCCCGGCCGCGCCCAGCAUCUUCAACACAGAAUUCCUGGAUGUCGCAGACAUCAACUUGAACUCGGCCAUGGACCUUCACUUAGAGCAAUGGUGAACAGGAAGCUUGGAGCACUAAAGCAAAGCAGCCUCUUACAGAAGAAGUUAAGCAUCACUAACACGUUUUCCUUUUCUAAAAAUCUACUUCCGUACGACAAUGCCAGGUGCUCCGAGAAGAUCCUUGUCUUCCUGGACACGACGCGCACAAUCACAGGGACAAGCUUAAGUUAGAUGUGAGUUUAUAUAUAUUAAAACAGAUUACCAGCAAAGGAAUGUUAUAAAAAUGAAAGUACGAAGGUUGUACAGGAUAAAUAUACACAGCUGCAAUUAAUGUAGCGCAGCGACAGUUGCUAUGCAUCUAGU